Molecule: messenger RNA, 174 nt
Organism: Striga hermonthica
Lineage: Eukaryota; Viridiplantae; Streptophyta; Magnoliopsida; Lamiales; Orobanchaceae
Source: the annotation of a GenBank genome assembly
CCCAUUACUACUCGCCAACAUCUUCCCGAUUCCUGGGCGGGGCACCACAAGGCAAUGAACAAGGUUAAGGAUAUUCUUCGGGCUUUGUCACGGCCCGAUUCAGAUGAUUAUUAUUCAGGAGAAUUUCAUAAACACAAAUGGCUGCAGCAAGGAGACUGGUUCACCUCCCCAUGA